Messenger RNA from Meloidogyne enterolobii, 798 nucleotides. Lineage: Eukaryota; Metazoa; Nematoda; Chromadorea; Rhabditida; Meloidogynidae. The record is from the annotation of a GenBank genome assembly.
AUGAAACUUGAUAGAAUAUUAAUAAUUUUAAUCGUCAAUGCGAUAUUUUGGAGUUUAAUUAAUUCUGUUAAAAAUAAUAAAGAUAAAAAUGAGUUAAAUAGAGUUGAGGAAACCUCGAAAAAUAACGAUGAGGCAGAAUCAUCGGUUAAUGCUCAAAUUCAAAUGUUAAAACCACCUAAAAUUACAAAAAAGGGCAAAAAUAAAGAUAAUAAAGAAGAGAAAAAGAUUAAAAGAAAAGAAUAUAUAAAAAUUUACGUAAAAAAUAAUAAAGAAAGGAAGCAAAAAUAUGAUCAGGCAUACCGAAAAAAUAAUAGAGGGAAAAGACAAGAACAUGCUCAAGAAUAUCGUCAAGACAAUAAGGAAAAAAUACUAGAAUAUGCUAGAAAAUAUCGAGAAAAUAAUAAAGAAAAGGUGGCAGAAUACCGUGAAAAUACUAAGGAAAAGAAGCGAGAAUGGAAUCGAAAAUACCGAGAAUCAAAGGAAAAUAAAAAGGCAGAUUUACAAAAUGUUCAUUCUGAUAAUGGAGAAACUUCCGUUAAUACACAGAAUGAUUUUAGAGAUAAAGGUAAAUUGCCUAUCGUUUAUGAAGAGGACAUUCGGUCUGAAGAAGAAAAUCUUAUUAGUCAAGAGGAGGAAGAAGGUAACAAAUACGAAGCAGAAACUUAUGUGAAUGAGCAAAAUCAAAAGGUGGUAGAAGAGCCAAAUAAAAUUCCCGAGAAUUGCAUGAAUCAGAUAAAUUUAAAUGAAUAUCUUUUUGAUCUGAACGAGAAACCUAAGGACGAAGAUGGGGAUUGUUAA